AUGAGCACCCUUAACGCAUUGAUACUGCAGGCCAUUUACGAGAUCGGAAUGCCCAAUUCCUCGGUGCACGCGUUAACGACCGUAGGAUCCGCCGUUUCACUUGCAAGUGCCUUCAAGUUGCUGAGAAUGGAGGAUCAAGAGGACGGCGACAGCAAGCCGAAUCGAUGGAUGGACCGCCCAGUAGAUUGGGUCGAGGAGGAAGGCCGGCGGAGGGCAUUCCUGAUGGUGCUGAGUCUAAGCCGUUGGAUGGCCUUGAUUCAGGAGCGCGAGAUGGGGUUUCCGGUCAAGCGGGACAUCACCGUCAUGUUACCUAUAAGUGAUGAGGCAUGGUUCGCCGAUCCAGCUUCACGGCCAGUCGCGAGGUCGGUAACCGAACCGAUCACUUCUCUCCGCCACGCGUGCGAGGCAGGUCCGUUUGCCAGGUUCGUACAGGCGCUCGGCUUAUUCGCCAAGGUCAGCGACUUCAACCAGACAUAUCGACUGCGAAGCAGCAGUGAGAACGACGAGGAGUUGUCCAAGAUCGACAGCGUUAUUCAGUCAUAUCUAGGCUCCUUCCCAAGCAGCUGGCGGACAUCUCUGCUUGAAGGUGAACACCUGCUCGACCCUACGACGCUCGCGCUCGCCCAUAGCGCACUACUCCUGCUACACCAUCCCAUUGCGCGCAGAGAAUCGCACGGCUCCUCCAAAACCCGAUGUACCGCGGCGGCGGAGGAAAUUCUCGACGUCGCAUACACAAUCCUGGACGUGCCCAAUACUGGAAACUAUCUACUCCCUCACCCCCUCGUGCUGGCUGCGCGAGUCAGACUACUGGAGUUGGUGCAGCGCAAGGGCCACUAUAGAGGUCGAGACAUGGACCUGAUAGUGAAGGCGCUAUUGACAUUCGGGAAGCACUGGGGCAUGCAAGAGAAACUCACCGAACAUGCUGGCAAGAUCAAAGCCAACACCGUGCCGUUCGGCGAGCCUUUGACUCACGUCAUACCAGUCACGAAGCAACCCGUGUCAAGACAGAAGACCGCGCAGUUCGUCCCCAGCGUGCCCAGACGGCUCGUCGGCAGCAGUGGUUGGGGGUGGGCCAGCACCCUGGGAGGGGACGUUGCGUUAAGCGAUGAACAGGUAGGCGGAGGAGUUCGAAACCCGGGCAACACGAACGUCAGCCCAAGCAAUUCGGGACCGUUGCUGGAUACUAAUCUCAUGGACGCGGCGAUUUUCUCCGGCGACAUCUUCGACUGGACCAUGGGACUUGGGACGGAUGCAAUGGAUACCGCGCCGAUUCAAUAA
This is a messenger RNA of Cladophialophora yegresii CBS 114405, 1278 nucleotides long. RefSeq lists its product as uncharacterized. Bases 1 to 1278 code for a protein of 425 amino acids. The record is from RefSeq and is a predicted model, not a curated record. The transcript has 4 exons. Gene Ontology annotation, biological process: DNA-templated transcription. Lineage: Eukaryota; Fungi; Ascomycota; Eurotiomycetes; Chaetothyriales; Herpotrichiellaceae. Gene Ontology annotation, molecular function: DNA binding; zinc ion binding.